Molecule: messenger RNA, 3794 nt
Organism: Magnolia sinica
Lineage: Eukaryota; Viridiplantae; Streptophyta; Magnoliopsida; Magnoliales; Magnoliaceae
Product: probable LRR receptor-like serine/threonine-protein kinase IRK
Exons: 3
Coding region: 641-3481 (946 amino acids)
Biological process (GO): protein phosphorylation
Molecular function (GO): receptor serine/threonine kinase binding; protein kinase activity; ATP binding
Source: RefSeq, a predicted model, not a curated record
CACUUCCGUUUCAGAGACAAGAAAAACAAGUCUGGUAAAUGGCGACGGCGACAGAGGUCACCGGCGAGAUUUCCUGCUGAGGAUUACGGUGAAAUUCUAGGGUUCCGGUGGAGAUCCUUCCCACGCUUUUACCUUUCCCUUACUUGUGUCAGAUCCGACGUUACUUCCGGCGAGCGGAUAAGGUCAUCUAGAAGUUUGCCAGAGUUUUUUUUUUUUUUUUUUUUUUGGCCUUUUUUCUUUUGGCGACUCGGAGCGUCGACUCAGCGAUUCUCGAGCUUGGAAUCGGUUUCUGGAGCGAUUUCCAUGGUUUCGUUUCUACAAUUGCCGUUUGCACUCCGAUUUCUGCGAGAAAUCAUAUUUCCGAACGCAAUGCGAGGGAUUUCAUAAAGUUCUUCCCGAAAUCUGUUUUAAACCACAAAGAGGCUACAUUGUGGAAAUCUGUAACUUCUCCAAAAGACGGUUUCCUGGCAUUUUUCUACAGAUCGGAGCUCGGAAUCUGCCAUUUUUGCCGUUUCCGGGGUGAAAUCUCUUUCAUUAGCUAAUCCUCAUUCCUGUUGAACAACGCUCCUGAGAUUCCAAUAGAAGCUCCUUCGAACCCUUUAAUAGCUGUCUAGAAAAUUUCGGCAGGUAGUGAUUAGAAAUGAGAAAGGUACUGAAGGUCCUCAUCUUUCUUUCCUUUCUUCUGGUCGUCGUCCGACCGGAAGAUCCAACGAUCAAUGAUGAAGUUCUCGGACUAAUCGCCUUCAAAGCGAAUCUCCAUGAUCCAGACUCAAAGCUGAUCUCUUGGAAUGUAGAUGACAACAACCCCUGCAACUGGGUAGGUGUGAAAUGUGAUGUUAGAACUAACCGAGUCACAGAAGUCGCCCUCAAUGGGUUAUCUUUAUCUGGACGGAUCGGCCGAUGCCUCCUCCAGCUGAAGUUCCUCCAACGAUUGUCUCUCUCGAAGAACAAUUUCACUGGCAGCAUAGACCCUGGGCUCGCCCGUCUUUCUAGCCUGCAAGUUAUCGACCUGAGCGAGAACAGUUUCUCUGGUCCAAUCCCAGAGGAGUUUUUUGAGCAAUGCAUGUUUCUGAAAGAGAUCUCGCUAGCAAGAAAUGGAUUCUCGGGGGCGAUUCCCCAAAGUCUGAGCUCAUGCUCGACACUCCUAGCUCUCAACCUCUCCUCAAAUGGGCUCUCAGGUAAUUUUCCAGAUGGACUCUGGUCUCUGAGUGGGCUUACAUCGCUCGAUUUGUCGGAUAAUUCUCUGGUUGGUGAGAUUCCAAAUGGUAUUGAACGGUUGUCCAAUCUGAGUAUCAUAAGCUUACGGAGAAACAGGUUUUUGGGGCAGUUGCCAGAUGGAAUUGGAAGCUGUUUGCAUUUAAAGACAAUGGAUUUCAGUGAGAAUUUGCUGUCUGGGAGGCUUCCAGAUUCAAUUCAGAAGCUUACCUUGUCCAGUUCUUUAAUUUUACGUGCAAAUGCUUUUGUAGGACAAGUUCCAUCGUGGAUUGGAGAAAUGAGAAGUCUUGAGACUUUGGAUCUGUCGGGGAAUGGAUUUUUAGGCACAAUUCCUGAUACAAUGGGAAAUCUAAAUUUGUUGAAGGUGUUGAAUUUUUCGGGAAAUGGGCUUACUGGGAGCUUGCCAGAGUCAAUGUCGAGUUGCAAGAGCCUGAUGGUUGUAGAUUUUAGUCAGAAUUUUUUGACAGGUAAUCUUCCAGGAUGGGUUUUCAAAUUGGGCUUGCAGAGGUUUUCGGUUUCACAGAAUGAAUUAACCAGUAGAGUGGAAAGUUCUCCUUCUGAAUCCACAGAGCCCGUCCAUGAGAACCUUCAGGUCUUGGAUUUAUCUGACAACAAAUUUUCUGGCACAAUUCCAUCAGGCAUUGGGGUUUUGAGAAGCUUGCACAUCCUGAAAAUGUCUCGUAAUUCUCUCAUGGGUGUGAUUCCAGCAAGCAUUGGAGCAUUGAAGGACAUCGAUGUCCUUGACUUGAGUGAGAAUAGGUUAACUGGAGAAAUUCCAUCCCAAAUUGGAGACUGUUCUUCUCUAACUUCUCUGAUCCUAUCACAUAACUAUCUCACAGGCCCAAUUCCUGCAAAGAUAGCUAAUCUCUCUAACCUUCAAACCAUAGAUUUCUCCCUCAACAACCUCACAGGGACCAUCCCCAAGCAGCUUGGAAAUCUCAUCCACUUAUUCUCUUUCAAUGUCUCACACAACCAUCUUGAAGGCGAACUCCCCCUUGGCAGUUUCUUCAACACCAUCUCUCCCUCCUCCCUAUCUGGCAACCCGUCUCUCUGUGGUGCAGCUGUCAAUCGCUCCUGCCGUGGCGUCCUUCCCAAACCGAUCGUUCUCAACCCAAAUUCCUCCACUAACCCCUCCACUCCCGGUUCGUCAUCGAAUAUCCACCCCAAGAAAAUCAUUCUCAGCAUCUCUGCUCUCAUUGCUAUUGGGGCUGCUGCAGUCAUUGCCCUCGGUGUUGUCACUAUCACCGUACUUAACCUCCGUGCACGCUCUGCCGCUCCUCUCUCUGCUGCUGCCCCCACCAUGUCUGGUGGCGAUGAGGACUGCAGCCAGUCACCCACCACCGAUGCCAACUCAGGCAAGCUCGUCAUGUUCUCAGGUGACCCCAACUUCAGUGCCAGCACUCACACACUGCUCAACAAGGACUGCGAGCUGGGGCGUGGUGGCUUUGGAGCCGUCUAUCAAGCUGUCCUGCAUGACGGGCGCCCAGUUGCCAUCAAGAAGCUCACUGUCUCAAGCCUAGUCAAAUCCCAAGAAGAUUUUGAGAGGGAAGUUAAGAAGCUUGGAAAGAUCCGACACCCUAAUCUUGUCAUGCUUGAAGGUUAUUACUGGACUCCGUCUCUACAGCUCCUCAUUUACGAAUUCGUUCCCGGUGGGAGUUUGUACAAACACCUCCAUGAGAGCUCUGCCUCGAACUCCCUCUCAUGGCAAGAGAGGUUUGACAUAAUUGUUGGGACUGCAAAGAGCUUGGCCUACCUGCACCAACUAAAUGUGAUACACUACAAUCUGAAGUCAAGCAAUGUCCUGAUCGAUGGCUCCGGAGAGCCAAAAGUUGGUGAUUUUGGGUUGGCGAAGCUGUUGCCGAUGCUAGACCGUUAUGUUCUAAGCAGCAAAAUGCAGAGUGCACUUGGAUACAUGGCCCCAGAAUUCGCAUGCCGAGGGGUGAAAAUCACUGAGAAAUGUGAUGUGUAUGGGUUUGGCAUCUUGGUAUUGGAGGUGGUGACGGGAAGGCGGCCUGUGGAGUACAUGGAGGAUGAUGUGGUGGUAUUAUCUGACAUGGUCAGAGGAGCAUUGGAAGAAGGGCAGGUGGAGGAAUGUGUUGAUGGGAGGCUACAAGGGGAGUUCCCAGCUGAGGAGGCGGUACCAUUGAUGAAGUUGGGGUUGAUAUGCACAUCACAGGUGCCAUCGAAUCGGCCAGAUAUGGGAGAGGUGGUUAAUAUACUGGAGUUGAUCAAAUGCACAUCAGAAGGCCAAGAAGAAUCCAGUUGAAUUUGAUUCUUUCUUCUAGAGACUGAAAUAGUGAAAAGAAGUUCCAAGUGAUAUGGGUUGUACGGCGAAGUGGAAUCCGGGGAGUAAGCUUUUGAGAAGAAGAAAAAGGUAAUGACUUGUUGUAAUGUUUUUGGUUUCUCUUCUGUUUUGGUAUCGUUGGCUGUUGGUUAUUGUGUUGUUGUAGUUUGGUUCUUAUUCUUCUCUCCUGUUAUUGAUGCAACCGGAUUCCUUUUCACCGGGUUCCGAUUUCGGACCCUUGAAGGAUACCUUAUUACCACCUUCCUAUUAAUUUCAGAUUGUACUUUCCCUUCAA